AUGGCUUACCGGCGUCCCAGCACUCCCUGCUGCACUUUCAUCAGCGCUCGCCAUGGCGCUCUGGCUUGUCGCUUUCAAUGCUGCCUCGUCGUGCCACGCGCAACGGAUCAAUCCUUCACAAGCCGCGUUUCUCAAAGACAGCCAGACGGCAUGGCAAACGAGGUUACCGGGGUGGGCGGUGGGAGUCAAGUGCAUCGACGCACCGCAUCCAUCCCAUCUUAA
This is a messenger RNA of Closterium sp. NIES-65, 222 nucleotides long. NCBI's taxonomy places the organism in Eukaryota, Viridiplantae, Streptophyta, Zygnematophyceae, Desmidiales, Closteriaceae. The record is from the annotation of a GenBank genome assembly.